AUGGCCGACCAUUCUCCUAAUAUCUGGACGAGUCCUUUCAGUCUUCCAUCGACGACGAUCAAAAACACACAGAGGAAUAGGCGCAGUUGGAUCUGGCUUGCUCCAUCAUCGAUGUGGUCUUUCACGACGCGUUUAACCAUUCUAAUGUCAGAAAAGCUAUACAAUCAAUACCCUCACAAUGCACCCACACUGGUACAAAAGGAAGUGUAUCCUCUCAAAUGGGAUUCUUGUGCAUCCAAAGACGCACCGGAUAUCAGUGGUCUGCCAUCACUCGACUAUGCCACUUAUUUAUUUGAUACAGUCAAGUUUCACCUUGGUCAGAGCUAUCGUUUCUUUGAUGAAGAUUCGUUCGCCCAUAAAUUGAUAGAAUUUUAUAACGGCGAGCCAGCUGCUAUGGCCCGGGAAGAUCGUCUCUGGUUUAUCCAGUUUCUUUUGGUCAUAUCCUUUGGUACAUCAUUUUUAUGUCGAUCAAGGACGGACUCGGAUCAGCCACCGGGGUCAAAGUUCUUUAUCCGGGCUAUGUCGCUAAUGCCGUGCCAUGCAUCCCUGUGGAAGGAUAGCCUGAUGGCGAUUGAGGCGUUAGCCUUGGCUGCAUUAUAUCUUUACUCGGUUGACAAGCGAGAGUCAGCAUACAUCUAUCUCGGUCAAGCAAUAAGAAUUGCUCAGUUCGAAGGCCUACAUACACAACUAUCCGAGGAACAACUGGGAGUGAAGACGGUUUCCAGAUGUCGGAACCUUUGGUGGACUUUGUAUAUUAUGGAUCGACAUUUCUCCUGCUCUGGUGGCCUUCCAAUGACUACUCAAGAUAGUGAUAUCUCAGUUUCGAUGGAUCCACCGGCCACAUUGUCUCACCGGGACGUUGCGCUGAGUCUUCAGGCAAGAUUAUCGCAACUGCUGUCAUUCAUCUUACAAACUGUUUACAAGACGGAGAAGACACAACUCAACGCAUUUCUGGAUACAACAAGGUCUAUUCUUAGGACUCUGGCAGGACAUGCCCAGGAAGUCGAAAAGAUUAUUCAUGUCAGGUUUCGAAACUCUGUCGAUACACUGCCAAGAGGUACAAGGCACACCACUUUGCUUUAUCACCAAUGUGUAAUUGUGGCGACGCGCCCGCUCCUCCUCUCGGCCCUGAAAGAGAGACUCGAGAAUCUUGACACCGAAAAGGAAGACUGGCAGCGCUUUCUCUAUCUUACCAAAACUCUCAUCUGCAUAGGAAUUAAAUCGGCCACUAAAUCGCUACAAAUAUUGUCUAACAGUGACAGUCUGCUGGAGGUCUUUCUCCUCUACGAUCUAGAAUUUACAUACGGCGCAGCCAUACAUCUCGCAAUGGCCAACGCUCUCUUCCCUCAAGAAUUCGACGGAAAGGCACUGAGCGAAAAAGCGCAUGGAAUUCUAAAUGGCAUGAUCUCCAACGGAAACCGCGUAGCAGAGGUGCGCAGGGAUGAGCUCGUUUACCUCGAAUCCUUAUUCCAGGAGCUCUCUUUGCGGGCGGAAUCCUGUGGGCUUCAACCUCUGACCCUGUGCACUCCGUAUGGCCCCGAGGGGCCUAUGAGCCUGGUCAAUCCGGUGCAACAGUGGCAAGAACAUAUCGAUGAAUCGGGGAUAUUGACUCUUCCUACGACCCCUGGGUACCCACAGUCUCCUGAAAUUACUAACAUGCAGGUGCCUAGUGUGGAGUUUCUUGACAGUAUCGGAAUUUCCUCCGCUGAAUUCUUUGGCAUCGUGGAUCAGAUCGGUGAUACGGGUAUGCCAUAUGGUAUUUUGGAUGACGGGAGCAAUGAGAGUAGUAUGUGA
This is a messenger RNA of Penicillium manginii, 1794 nucleotides long. Its product is annotated as fungal specific transcription factor domain-containing protein. Gene Ontology annotation, molecular function: zinc ion binding; sequence-specific DNA binding. The record is from RefSeq and is a predicted model, not a curated record. NCBI's taxonomy places the organism in Eukaryota, Fungi, Ascomycota, Eurotiomycetes, Eurotiales, Aspergillaceae. Gene Ontology annotation, cellular component: nucleus. The coding region runs from base 1 to 1794 and encodes 597 amino acids. Gene Ontology annotation, biological process: DNA-templated transcription; positive regulation of transcription by RNA polymerase II. The transcript is spliced from 6 exons.